AUGCCAAAAGAUGCCCUCGAAUGGCCCGCUUUGUUCUGCACACCUAAGCCUAAAAUAGUUCAUGCGCAUAUUCUUGAUAUCGGAAACGGUAAGGGCAUUUGGGCGAUGGAUGUCGCUGACAUAUUCCCGAGCGGCAGCCUUAUCGCUGACACAGCAUGGCUACCGCUUGAGGCGACAACCUUUUUUCACCUCCUGCCGCCUGGGCCAAAUCGCAGGAACCCAUGGGCGGGCAUGCAUUCACACUUUUAG
This is a messenger RNA of Aspergillus luchuensis, 249 nucleotides long. RefSeq lists its product as uncharacterized. Lineage: Eukaryota; Fungi; Ascomycota; Eurotiomycetes; Eurotiales; Aspergillaceae. Bases 1 to 249 code for a protein of 82 amino acids. The record is from RefSeq and is a predicted model, not a curated record. The transcript is spliced from 5 exons.